GUAUAAAUGGCUGGCAUGUCUUUGAAGCCAUAUUCAUAAUAAGCAACUUAAAUAUUCUUCCCAAGAUCUGUUGUUAUCAAUGAGUGAAGGUGGAAAACAAAAGCUUCAUCGUCCAUUAAUCACGCCAUACAACGACCAUGCCGGAGAUAAAGAUGACUGUAUGAUCAUGGAAGAUCAUGAAUCUCAUGAUAACGAUGAUAAUAUCAGAUCAUCGGCAUCAUCCCUUGAAGAUUCAAGAUCAGCGUCUGGUGGAUCAACAUCAUCCUCAGACAUAGUGGACGAUGCGUCUUCAUCAACUUCUUGUUCUUCAUCCUCGCUCAUGGGCCAUCUACCCAUCAAGCUGAGAGGACUUUCCAAGUACUAUGAAGGCAAGUCUCAGUCUUUCACAUCUCUGUCAAGGGUGAUGAGCAUAGAAGACCUUGCAAAGAAGGAAACACCUUAUAGAAGAAAAAUGAAAGCAUCCAAGAGCUAUGGGGGCAGCUUUGAUGCCCACAAACCAUACACCCUUCCCAAGGCAACAAUUUCUAAGAAAUCAACUAGAGUUUCUUUGUCAUCUUUAUCUUUUUCAAGUAGAAGAUGAAAGUUUCUUGGGUAUUACUAGACCCCCUCCAAUUCCAUACAGAAGAACUUUUGAUGUGCAGAUUAAUUAUUACGUACCAUGAUCGAUUUGAUGAAAAACAUAAUGAGUUUCUUUUGCGGCUGUAGCUUUUA
Messenger RNA from Alnus glutinosa, 711 nucleotides. RefSeq names its product protein OXIDATIVE STRESS 3-like. The transcript has 2 exons. NCBI's taxonomy places the organism in Eukaryota, Viridiplantae, Streptophyta, Magnoliopsida, Fagales, Betulaceae. Bases 80 to 580 code for a protein of 166 amino acids. The record is from RefSeq and is a predicted model, not a curated record.